UAUAUGUACCCCACUCUACCUUACUCUUUCUCCUCGAAAACCAUCUUUUCUCUCUUUCUUUCUUCCCCAGAAAGAACCAAAAAAAAAAAAAAAAAAGAAGCUAGCACAUCACCUAGUGAUAUAUGGUACUAUCCCUCACAAGGAACUCGUGUUAGGCAUGAACUCAUCUAGCAAACCUGUCUAAUCUUCUUUAGUUUAAUUUUGUGGGUUUGACAUGAAUACUGCAUCGCCAAAGAUGUUACAAUGUUCGGACAUGACAGUGCUCGAGAGACAAAAUGCUUGCUUGAAAUGGCAACAGGAACAGCUUCAGCAACAGCAACAACAAGAACAGCAAAGUUAUUUCAGUGAGUUAAGUGGGGUGUUUUCGAGCCAAGUACAAGGCUUUCAGGGUGGUUUAGUGAGCGGUGACUCGGUGUUAGGUGAUAUGGUGAUGACUCGGCAAGUGAAGCCUGACCCUGGUUUAGAGACUGCCUGGCAUGAGAUGGAGAAGGUUGACAUGGCUGCCAUGGGGUUUGGGCCAUGUGGGUACAGUAAUGGGCCGGAUUUUGAUAUGAAUUACGCCAUUUCUAGGACUUCUAGCUGCCCGACAUUCGUGGCGGCGGCCGUAGCCGCCCAGGCGGUAGAGGUUAAGGGUAAGGAGUCAAUUGUCUCUGAGAAGAUGGGUUCAACCGUUGGAAGAGGAAGCUUCAAGAAAAGGAAAGUUGAUACGUUGCAAAACUCAAAGGUUGUUGCGGAAGAUGACUCCAAGAGGAUCAAAGCCUGUGCAGAAGAGGGAGAGUCAAAAAUAACAGGGCCAAACACCAACAAAAGCAGCAGCAGCAACAACAAGAACAAGAAGGAAACUUCCACUGGUACUUCCAAGGAAAAUUCAAAGGUUUCUGAUGUUCAAAAGCCUGAUUAUAUUCACGUCCGGGCACGUCGUGGCCAAGCCACUGAUAGCCACAGCUUAGCUGAGAGAGUUAGAAGGGAAAAAAUCAGUGAAAGAAUGAAGUAUCUGCAAGAUUUAGUUCCGGGGUGUAACAAAAUCACUGGAAAAGCAGGAAUGCUUGAUGAAAUAAUCAAUUAUGUUCAAUCCCUUCAACGGCAAGUAGAGUUCCUAUCUAUGAAACUAGCUGCUGUAAAUCCAAGGCCUGACUUCAACAUUGACAAUCUUUUUGCCAAAGAUGUGUUUCCUUCUUGUGCGACUAAUUUUCCAGCUGUUGGGAUGUCAUCAGAAAUGGCAAAUAACCCUCCUUAUGUUCAGUUCAAUCCAGUUGAACAAGUGGUUUCUUCUUGUGGAUUGGAAAUGGGAAUAAACUCUCUUGAUAUGGCACUUCGAAGAACCAUCAGUGCCCCUGUAUCGAUUCCCUAUGCAUCAUUUCUUGACUCAUCCUGCUUCACUCAAAUUCAACCCUCUGCAACAUGGGAUGUUGAAUUGCAAAAUCUUUACAAUGUGGCAUUUGACCAGGAAGGAUCAAUGCCCUUUCCAUCUCAACCAUUUACAGGAACACUACUUGAAAAGCAAAACUGGGGCCCUGAGUUAAUCUAAACCUACAACUAUCAAGUGAAGAAGAAACCAUAAGACUGUUUAUUUCCAUUUGCUGUUGAAUUCUUAGAGGAUUGAACUGGCAACCCUGAAAAGUUGCAGCUCAAUUGAAGCUAGCGAUCUAAAGAUGGAGGUGUGAAUCAGAAUAUCAGUCAACGAUUUAUUGACAAUUGAGCUAAUUCCAGAUGCCUUUG
This is a messenger RNA of Durio zibethinus, 1719 nucleotides long. NCBI's taxonomy places the organism in Eukaryota, Viridiplantae, Streptophyta, Magnoliopsida, Malvales, Malvaceae. The record is from RefSeq and is a predicted model, not a curated record.